UCAGAAUGGCUAGCUACUAGUACUGUGGCAUGACAUUCGGUGCAAACCCGCGAGGAGAGAAAGCAAGCAAGGAUCGCAGUACAAUGCUGAGCGCUUGGCUAGAAGGUUCGUCUUGAGCGACGCUUGCCUCUUCUCUCUCCCCCUAUUGUUUUCAUGGCCACGACCUGUUUGGUAGUUUUGUUACUUGGCGGGCCGACAUGGAGACGGUUGGAAAGUUUAUGCUGCAAGACAUCGAACAAGAGAGGUAUGUUCUCGGUAAAGGCUCCUAUGGCAUGGUGUUCAGGGGCCGCUGGCGAGGAAUAAAGGUAGCCAUAAAGCGACUGCAUGCGUAUCUGACCAUCGAAAACGGACCUGAUGGUGCGCAGGGCUACACGACGAAGUUUGUGGAGGAAUGGGAGACGCUAAAGUCCAUUCAUCACUCGCACAUCGUCCAGUACUUCGGCGUAAUGGCGGCCACUGGGUCCAGCGAGAGCUCCACGCCAGGACUGGUGAUGGAAAUGAUGGCAACGACUCUGCGUGAGCGCUACAAGGCCACGCCAGCGCUCAGCGUGCUAGAGCAUCUGAAGAUAGCCAGCGGCGUGGCGGCCGGAUUGUGCUACUUGCAUAAUCCCUCCGUGAAUAUUGUCCAUCGCGACCUGACCACCAACAACAUCAUGCUUGCGUCUGCACACGACUGCCAUGCCAAGAUCACUGACAUUGGCGGAGCGAAAAAGCUACUGCAGGUCGACACAGCUGAGCUGAUGACCAAAUGCCCAGGCAGUACUCCUUACAUGGCACCAGAAACCCUAAAGAUGGUGGAGCUUCACAUUCUGGCGGGGGAGAGCAACAUCGGAAAGCGUGACGCUGGCAGCAUCGCCAUGUACGGCCUGCCCGUGGAUAUCUUCGCGUUCGCCAUCAGCAUGAUGUCGAUGGUGGUGAGGCGUGAACCGCUGCCGUUUGCGCAGGGCAUACGCAACCGAGAGGACGAGCUGGAGCGCAUCAAGGAUCACCCGCUCAACGACAUCGUCGUCAACUGCCUGAAAGAGAAUCCUGUUGAUCGCAACAGCGCUGAUCUCGUCUGUUCCAACGUACAGAAGCUGUUGACUAGCAAGCAAGAGCUGAACACAGCAGUGCAAGGCAGUGGUGAUAGGCACACAUCCACUGAACAGCAUGAGCCGGGCUCAGGCCAAUCCACUUCCAGUGUGGGUACACGGACCGGGAGUAGCCUGGGCAGCGACGAGAUUGAGCAGAUUCUGCAGCGCGCCCAUGCAGCCAACAGCAGAGUGCGCGCUCUGGAGAGCGAUAACGCCACACUGAUGUCAGAACGGGAUGGACUGCGCGAGACUCUGGCACACUGUACGUGCUCGGCCGGCAGCCAAGCUGUGGUGCCCAAGCCGGAGCUUGCCGUCGCAAACCAGAAGCUUUCGAAGGCCACUGGUAUUCUCUACGAGGGCAUGAUGAAUACAACGGCCUCCUUCUUCCUUAGUUCCAGGCAGCGUGAGAAGAUGAGAGCGUCCGCCGAAGCAGCUGUGGUUCUUGGUGGUGGUGGGAAACCUCCAAUGGGACAUCACCAGCCACAGUGGAGCAAGGUUGGAUGCCUUCCGCGGGUGAAGGUAAGCAGUCGCUCCAUACCGUUCCUGCACCAGGGCAGGAUUGUACUGAAACUGGCCUACGCCGACAGCAAACCAGCCCUGUUCGAGUCGCAUCCGGACGUGAUCACGGAGUCUAGCUGGGAAUGUCGCUCACUUCCACUGAAUGACGGAGUAAGCAGCUACUUCUUCUCCUACCGAGAUGAUCUUCUUUACCUGUGCACGGAUCCAUCGCAGCAAUGUCCGCCCGUCCUUUGGAAGCAAGCUGACGGUGCGUGGAAGAAGCUGGCGCUCUUCAACACGGCACGCGCUCACUAUGGUGCCGGGUUGGUCGGCACUCGCCUGGUGAUCGCCGGUGGAUGUACGGUGUUAAACAGCGGUGAAGAGUCCCCAGUGUUGACCGUGGAGACGUUCUGCCUGGAAUCAGACGAGCAGGGAGCUCUCCCGGACCUACCAAAGGUGUGCUAUCAUCCGGGAAUCGUCGGUUAUGACAACAAGGUGGCCAUCAUCGGUGGAGAUUGCUACCCACACGGCAACUCGCUGGAAAUCCUGACCACUCCUAUCGGCGACGCUGAUGCGGUCUGGUCAAACUCCGAGCUGCCAAAUCUGCCGUUCGGUCGGUGCGCCGCUUGCGUCGUCAACUCAUGUCUUGUCGUUGCCGGUGGCAACGCAGAUAUUGCCAAGGGAGACUGCAGUACAACCGUCACUGACGUGUAUGUUCUGGAGAAGUGCGCAGUACCCCCGGUGUGGAAGUGUCUGCCAUCGCUUACGACGCCCUCUCAGGACGGUACGUUGCUCGUGGAUGACAACAGCCUCGUCUACAUGUGCGGCUCGGCAAAGAAGAGCCGCAGCUGGGAGAUGGAGCGCGUGGUACAGCGGAUGGGCAUGAUGCUGUAGGUGAGAUGCUGGCGUGCAAGCAUUCGUUUACGCGUGGGUAUGCACUCAAAAUGCAUAAUUAUGACACCAUGACUUACCAGUAUACUUGAGCCCAUGCAUAUGUCUGACUGCACCUAUACUAUAUGUACUCUGUCGUGUCUUACAUAUCACCCUCACCACCGAACGUGCAGAUCAAAAGAAGCUUGAAUCAUUUGCUAGUUUGAGGGGCUUGAAAAGAGAGAAAAACUCGCCGAAGAGAACAUUAGUGGUUAUUUAGAACAAUUAAAAACCACUUUUGGCUAAUGAUGCUCUCCUUGCACUUCAUGCUAGCUUUUCACCACCUGGUUUUAGAUCUGCUUGCAAGCUGAGACAUUGCCACCUCUUCUUUGUUAUUUUAAAAAUGGAUGUUGAAUUGCCUUUGCUGAGAUUUUGCAGAUGGUGCUUUGUAUAUACAUUUGAUGUGGCGUGAUCAACCACAUUAGUUCCCGUUGUUAGCACUGAAAUGACUGAAAUGGCAUCCUUGUUAUGCUUUCAACUUAUUUUUGCAGCUUAUAUUGGUCGGUGUUAGUAUAGUGGGUCAUUAUUUCCCUGAUGAUUCCUUCCUGGGUGAAAUGUUUCGAAUAAUUGAAGAAAAAGAACUUGUGUAUGCAAAGA
This is a messenger RNA of Sycon ciliatum, 3098 nucleotides long. RefSeq lists its product as uncharacterized. NCBI's taxonomy places the organism in Eukaryota, Metazoa, Porifera, Calcarea, Leucosolenida, Sycettidae. Gene Ontology annotation, cellular component: cytoplasm. Gene Ontology annotation, molecular function: ATP binding; protein kinase activity; protein binding. The record is from RefSeq and is a predicted model, not a curated record. Bases 198 to 2465 code for a protein of 755 amino acids. Gene Ontology annotation, biological process: protein phosphorylation; signal transduction. The transcript has 2 exons.